GCCGAUUGGCCCGCGGGGCGGGCGGCGGCCAUUGGCGGCGGGACGGGGCGGGGCGGCGGCCAUGGAGCCCCGCGACCGCGCCGCCGAGCCGGGCCCGCCGUGGCCCCCCGGGUCCCCCCGCCCGCCGGCGGCCGCGCAGGCCAUGGAUUCUCCCUACGCAAAUGGAGCCUACAGCCCCCCAUACCCUCCGGCUCCCGGUGCCGCCCCGCACUACGCCGGCCUGCCGCAGACACGGGGGUACUACUGCUCCGGGCCCCCGCGGACCCCCUACCCCACCGAGUCCACGGGCAUGUACCGGCCCCCGUCGCCCGCUCCCCCCUGGAGCUACGCCCCGCCGGACUGCCCUGCCGAGGGGUCCUCUCUCCGGAGGCAGCAGGUUCCUGGCUACUCCCCACCGCAGACCCCGGGAAUGCCCAUCCCGCAGUAUCCGUAUGGAGACAAUCCCGGGGUCACGCCGCAGGGGCCUCCGCCACAGCCCAGACCCCCGGAGGACACGUGGGCUCCCCCCAUCUAUGGGGUGCAGCCCCGUUACGGCUGGCCGGCUGCUCCGGCACACGGGAACCCGUUUGUCUCCGAAUCCCAUCCACACUGGACCGGCAGCGGAGCUCCUUCCCACCCUUCCCCAUGGGACUCAAAGGACAGUGCUUACGACAAACCUGAGCAAAGCGCAAACCAACACAACUACUAUCCCGAUGUCCAUCACCAGCACUCUGGGACCAUGAAUGACCACAAGCCAGCCACGCCGCUCAGCGCCAAGCCAUCCCCCUCCAACCCCAAGGUGCAGUACAGCGCCCAGCCCCAAAUGUACGACAGCGCGUCUCGGAAGCUUUUAGCCGGGAACCGGGAGGCUGGUUUUAAACCCGGCGACCAGCAUUCAUCAAAUUCCGCAGCCAUCCAGCCCGAGAUUCAGAGAAUCCUCCACGUUAUGGCGGAGGCUGAACAGCUGGAGCAAGAGGUGGAUGAAUUUGUAGGAAAAAAGACAGAUAAAUCCUACCGGCUUCUGGAGGAGAUGUUGACGAAGCUGCUGUUGGAACUGGAUUCCAUCGAGACUGGUGGCCAGGACAGUGUCCGGCAGGCCAGGAAAGAGUCCGUCCACAGAAUUCAGGCCAUACUGGAAAAACUGGAAAGAAAGGGAUUGUGAAAGCACAUCAGCCCCAACACACAGUCUGUUGCUGAGGUUCCAAAGAGUUUUAGUUCUGUUAAAUCUCAUCUCUUUCUGCUACGCACUAUUGACAAUGGAAUAGCAAUAAGCCCUGGGUUAAAAACACAAACAAAACCACCAAAAAAACCCCCCAACCCAGCAGCCCGGCCCCAACCAAUAACCUGGCAAUGGACAAAUUAAGAGAGGUCCAAAGCAGCAAACGGAAUUGUUUGUUCCAGGCCUUGGAAAGGCAGAACCACCCGAGGUGCUUACGCUGUAGGGGUCUCCAUGGGAAUCCACAUCCUCUGCAUCAGCGGGAAGAGAAUCACUGUACAAAGUUCCCCAAACCAGCCCCCAUCUCUGGGUGCCUCCUGCAGCCGCAGCAGUUCUUUACGCAGCUGAAACUUCUCAGAUGUGGUCACAACGGUACGUGCAGCCACAACCAAGACUCUGGGCUUGUCGGUCACUGUGUGUCUUUUCAGCUUCAGCUUCUUCCCAUAAAAACUUGUGUGUCGUCGUAGGGUUUUGCUUGGUUUUAGUGCACUCAAGUAGCUACACCGAAGUGCUGCAGAAAGGGACCACGCUGGCAGCCCAUCAACGCAAGCAGAUGUCACGUCAUGCUGUUCCUCCUCUGUCGCGAAGGGCCAGUCCCUGGUUUCCCCCGUGGACAUGGGAACACAGCCUGGAAACCUCCGUUCUGCCACUGGAAAGGAGAGGGACAAGCCGAGGAACGAUGUCGGAGCAGAGCAACCCAAAACGGCAGGACGCUUGGAAACGCUUUCCAGGUCACUUGGGUGAAAAUCCACUUUUUAAUUGUAACGUCCUUCCACGUACUGCAAGUUUUGUAUUCCACUG
This is a messenger RNA of Chroicocephalus ridibundus (black-headed gull), 1996 nucleotides long. RefSeq names its product BAG cochaperone 4 (gene BAG4). NCBI's taxonomy places the organism in Eukaryota, Metazoa, Chordata, Aves, Charadriiformes, Laridae. Gene Ontology annotation, molecular function: protein-folding chaperone binding; adenyl-nucleotide exchange factor activity. Bases 62 to 1141 code for a protein of 359 amino acids. The record is from RefSeq and is a predicted model, not a curated record. Gene Ontology annotation, cellular component: cytoplasm; nucleus; cytosol. Gene Ontology annotation, biological process: protein stabilization. The transcript is spliced from 4 exons.